Molecule: messenger RNA, 1071 nt
Organism: Dissoconium aciculare CBS 342.82
Lineage: Eukaryota; Fungi; Ascomycota; Dothideomycetes; Mycosphaerellales; Dissoconiaceae
Exons: 1
Coding region: 1-1071 (356 amino acids)
Source: RefSeq, a predicted model, not a curated record
AUGUCCGCCUCAAUCACGGAUCUCCCAGCUGAACUCCUUGCGCAAAUCAUGUGUGAAUGCAGUCCAGAAAUCAAGACAGUAUUACACUUUUCGUCAACGUGCCGAAAAGCACAGCAAGUUUGGCAUGAAAAUACGAUUUCGAUUGUAUGUAGGGUUUUUCAAUUCACGAGGUCGGAGUUGAUGGACUUUUUGGAACUUGCCAGGUUGGAAGCGUCGCCGCCGGAAGUGCUGUCGGGAGAAGUGAAGGUGGGAAAUGGAUCUCAAGCGACAUUCACGGAAGUACCGCAUCAAGAAUCCACGAAAGGAUCAGCGCCGAAAGAUACGAAGACUGAAGAGGCCUUGCAGGCCUUGAAGCUGGAUGAAGCAUCCCAAGAUUCGACUGUACAUGCCGAUCUGAAUGCCACUAUCCGUCACCACCUGUCCUGGCUUGAACGCGCUGCGUUCGGAGUGCGCGUCUCCCAAAAAAUGUUCGAGGAUAGCCGCGCAGAGUCAAUUAAAGCCAUUAAAAGAGACCCUAGUUGGGAUGAAUCCGACCCCAAGAGGUUUGAGAAGUGGAAUUGCUUCAGAAAUCCACCAAAUUACGUCCAGUUCUUCCGAUUGUUGCGACGUUUUGUUGUCGCCUACGACCAUCCAUCACUCCUGCCAGAUGUAUACGCCGAUUUACACGGUCUUUCCGACAAUGACAUGGACGACUUCGGCACGAUCGCAGACUACUUUGAUUACAAAUGCGACGGACAUUGGGAUCACAUGGGAAUCGAACGGCAGAAAGGAGAAGAGCCCUGGUGGACAUGCACAGGUGAUUCUGGCACGACUUAUCUGCCGCGUCGAUGGUCUUUUGCGGUGCAUAUGUUGUGGUCAGAAAGCUUUUGGCGCCCAGAACCGCCGCGUACCGAUCAACAGCCAUCGGAUGACGAAGAAGCCCAGUGGAGGUAUGAAAGCACGUGUGAGGCUUUCGGCAAAGAUAGAGUCACGUUGAUGUUUGGCGGGGACAACAUAAUACCAUGGACCGAAGAAAGGCGCAAGGCCAAUGCCCGGUGGAGAGAAGUGUAUGACAAUGCUCAGAAGUCAUGA